UCCUCCCUCGCCCCCGCCCGCGUUCACGCCCAUCAAACCAGUCAACAUGAGCAUCUGGGACGCAUUUACCGGGCGCAAGACCAAGUCUUCGCAGGAGCAGCAGCAGCAGCGCGCCGACUCGCCGCCCGCCGCCUUCGAGGCUCAGCCGGCUCCCGAUGUCUCGUCGUUCCUCAACGACAGCUUCGACGCGUCGUCGCUGCACCCGCUGGCCGGCCUGAACCAGGAGACGCUCGACUACCUGACGGUCGAGGAGGGCGCGCUGUCGGACCUGCCAGGCGCACAGUCGGCAUUACCGUCGCGCGGCUGGUCCGACGACCUCUGCUACGGCACCGGCACCACGUACCUCACGGCCCUGUCGCUGGGCGGCGCGUGGGGCAUGUUCGAGGGCCUGAACAAGACGGCGCCCACGGCCUCGCCGCGCCUGCGCCUCAACGCCGUCCUCAACGCCGUUACCCGCAGAGGCCCGUUCCUCGGCAACUCGGCUGGCGUCAUCGCCAUGGUCUACAACAUCUUCAACUCCACCAUCGGCUACUGGCGCGGCAAGCACGACGCUACCAACAGCGUCCUCGCUGGCGCAUUGAGCGGCGCCCUCUUCAAGAGCUCGAGGGGCAUCCGGCCCAUGGCCAUUUCCAGCGCUCUGGUUGCCGGCGCGGCCGGGUCUUGGGCGAUGGUGAGGAAGGUCGUCUUCUAAACGCACCGCGAGGUGCAAUACCAAAAAGCCCACUCCGAGACGAUUGCGCCGACAACCAGCACAUCCUUCUGUAAUACUCCCAAAAGUAUAACCCUCGGUCCCUCCGAGGAGGGACAAAAACGGUGGCGGCAGCCUCACCCUGUAUGCUUUGGCGGCGGCGUACUGCGUGGGAUCUUGAUUGAUUUCCUGGUUUUGAGCGUUUCCCCGAAUUUUGUUUCCCUCUUCCAAUUUUUUUUUUUUUUU
This is a messenger RNA of Aplosporella prunicola CBS 121167, 934 nucleotides long. RefSeq lists its product as uncharacterized. Gene Ontology annotation, biological process: protein import into mitochondrial matrix. The record is from RefSeq and is a predicted model, not a curated record. NCBI's taxonomy places the organism in Eukaryota, Fungi, Ascomycota, Dothideomycetes, Botryosphaeriales, Aplosporellaceae. Bases 47 to 691 code for a protein of 214 amino acids. Gene Ontology annotation, cellular component: mitochondrial inner membrane; TIM23 mitochondrial import inner membrane translocase complex. Gene Ontology annotation, molecular function: transmembrane protein transporter activity. The transcript is spliced from 2 exons.